This is a messenger RNA of Salvelinus fontinalis (brook trout), 6714 nucleotides long. Its product is annotated as DNA-binding protein RFX5-like. NCBI's taxonomy places the organism in Eukaryota, Metazoa, Chordata, Actinopteri, Salmoniformes, Salmonidae. Gene Ontology annotation, biological process: regulation of transcription by RNA polymerase II. Gene Ontology annotation, molecular function: DNA-binding transcription factor activity, RNA polymerase II-specific; RNA polymerase II cis-regulatory region sequence-specific DNA binding. The record is from RefSeq and is a predicted model, not a curated record. The transcript has 11 exons. Bases 126 to 1907 code for a protein of 593 amino acids.
UUUGCUUUGUAGUCAGGCAGACAUGACAUAUUUGUCCAAUCACAAAAAAAUCUGAAAGGGGAUUUUUGCUGUAUCUUUGGCUCAGAGGCCUCAGGGUGUGUUUGCCACCGCUGUGUGAGCAAACAAUGACGGAGGACAGGCUGAAGGCGGACCCCUCCAAGCGGGAGGGGCUGGACUCAGGAGAGGGUGACACAGAGCCUAGCCUGCUGCUGCAGAAACUAAAGAGCAACAUCUCUACGAAUGUACAGGGCAAAGUGGACGUUAUCCUGCAAGAUGUGCAGCGCUUCUCUGACAACGACAAACUCUACCUUUACCUCCAGCUGCCUUCUGGCCCCAGUUCAGGGGAGAAAAGUCUGGCAAUGGCCCCGCUGGCACAACUUAGGCGGUGGUGUAUUUCUGCAUCGAUGUCAGCUUUGGAGGAGAGAACACUGCCAAGCAGCAGCAGUGACCCCAGCUCCUUCAACACAGCUGACCAGCUGCACACCUGCAACUGGAUCCGCAGCCACCUGGAGGAGCACGCAGACACCUGCCUGCCCAAGCAAGACGUCUACGAGACAUACAAGAGAUACUGUGAAAACCUGCAGCACCGGCCUCUGAGCGCUGCCAACUUUGGGAAGAUCAUCCGUGACAUCUUCCCCAACAUCAAAGCCCGGAGGCUCGGUGGCAGGGGACAGUCCAAGUAUUGUUAUAGUGGAAUCCGCAGGAAGACGGUGCUAAACAUGCCACUGUUGCCAAACCUGGACCUGAAAAACGACCCGUCGGAGCUGACGGAGCUGGUGCAGACCUACAAGCAAGAGGUGACGGAGGCGGCUUGUGAGCUCAUCUGUGAUUGGGCCCAGAAGAUCCUCAAGCGUUCCUUUGACACAGUGGUCGAGAUCGCCCGUUUUCUUGUGCAGGAGCACAUCGUCAACCCGCGCUGCAGCCAGGCUGAACUCGUCACUUCUGCCGCUAUGGCAGGAGGUCCUGCAAAGCCCCACAAGGUGAUCAAGAAGAACCCAGUACCAUCCAAAGGAGGUGGGCCAGAGACGGAAGGGAGCGGCUCUGAAGCUAAGGUAAGGGAUAAAGACGUUGGGGAUCAGUCGUUGCCAGGGAAACUGCAGUCCAGUGACAAGCCAAUGAAAGGGGUGGAGUCUGUACGCCCGGGGGGUCGCGAAUUGCAGGUGGAGGCUCUGAUGAAGCACUUGCCCCGAAUCCUGCCUCGCAGCUCCGUCCCGGAAAAGUCCCAGCUUUCGGUGCGCUCCUCGCCCCCUUCGCUGGCGCCCAAAGACGCAGGUGGCGUGAAAGUUAUUACAAUGACUGCCCUGCCCCAGCAGCAAGGGGGCGCUCUCCCCGUCAUGAUCCUCCCCCAGAGCGUCAGCCUCUCCUACCCCGACAGGGAAAAAGCCCCAUCAAUCACCAUGGCGCCCGUGGCACCAACAUCGGUGGUGCAGAGGGCCCGCACAGCGGGCAAACGGGCCCCCGAGGCGACAAGCGGGGGCCCUGGGCCGGGAGGCACGCCGGCCAAACGGAAACGAGGACGACCCAGGAAGCCACGGCCAGAGGACACUGCCCCCCCACAGCCGCCCCCUCCACCCUUACCCUCGGUCAACCAAGCCCCUAUCAUGAAUUCCCUCACCGGAGGGGUGAUCCAGAAAGCCUGCUCUUCCUCCGCCUCCCAGGUGGUGGAGGUCGUAUUCCAGGACCAGCAGGCCUUGGUACUAGGUCAGCUGCAUUCGGUAGCGGACACAGGCGACCCAGAGCACCGGGGCGUGGUGCUCGAGACUGACCCACGGCCCGUGCUGCUGUUGUCAGGGGCCAGUCACACAAACUGGGACAUGGGCAGGGCCAUGGUAGAGGUCAUCCAGAGGGCCCCGAGACCACCCACCAUCAUCACCAAGAACAACAACAACUCCCAGUCUACCCCCUAGCACCGCCUGCCCCUGCCCACUGUGCUGGAGGAUCGAGGGGAGGUGGAGAUCACCCUCACCCCCGUGGAACCUUUGGACGAUCUGCCGACCCCCACUGCCCAGGCUAGCUCGGAGGGCAGCACCACACCCGAUGACAGCUCUAAAGAACCUAGCCCUGGCCUUCCUUGUCCCAGAGACUAAGGAGCACUAAGGGACUUUAUACUACCCUCAGGGUGAGGAUAACCACCCCCAAUCAUCUUCUCCCAGGUAGCGUCUUCUCCCCGAUUGGUGGAAAUCCAAGAUUGGCAGCGCAGAGAGCCAAGAAGGAUUGAUGAAGCCAAAACACUAUUAAUCCCUGUUGACCUUCCAUUUAUAACUCUUUGCUGUGACUCUAACUGCAUGUUUGUCUUUGUAAUUGUGAGCAGAGAGAGCGAUAAAGGCGGUUCCGUAGUUCUGAUGACGAGGGGGGGUGUUUACGGGUUCGGACCUUACGAGGUUUUAAGUGCUACUCUCCCUGAGAGGAAUUCCCCUCAGUGUUUUUUUAUUUUUUAUAAUAUACAGUUGAAAUUGGACGUUUACAUACACCUUAGCCAAAUACAUUUAAACUCAGUUUUUCACAAUUACUGACAUGUAAUCCUAGUAAAACAUCCCUGUCUUAGGUCAGUUAGAAUCACCACUUUAUUUUAAGAAUGUGAAAUGUCAGAAUAACAUUUUAUUUAUUUCAGCUUUUAUUUCACAUUCCCAGUGAGUCAGAAGUUUACAUACACUCAAUUAGUAUUUGGUGUCAUUGCCUUUAAAUUAUUUAACUUGGGUCAAAUGUUUCGGGUAGCCUUCCACAAGCUUCCCACAAUAAGUUGGGUGAAUUUUGGCCCAUUCCUCCUGACAGAGCUGGUGUAACUGAGUCAGGUUUGUCGCACACGCUUUUUCAGUUCUGCCCACAAAUUUUCUAUAGGAUUGAGGUCAGGGCUUUGUGAUGGCCACUCCAAUACCUUGACUUUGUUGUCCUUAAGCCAUUUUGCCACAACUUUGGAAGUAUGCUGGGGUCAUUAUCCUUUUGGAAGACCCAUUUGCAACCAAGCUUUAACUUCCUGACUGAUGUCUUGAGAUGUUGCUUCAAUAUAUCCACAUAAUUUUCCUCCCUCAUGAGGCCAUCUAUUUUGUGAAGUGCACGAAUCCCUCCUGCAGCAAAGCACCCCCACAACAUGAUGCUGCCACCCCUGUGCUUCACGGUUGGGAUGGUGUUCUUCGGCUUGCAAGCCUCCCCAUUUUUCCUCCAAACAUAACGAUGGUCAUUAUGGCCAAACAGUUCCAUUUCUGUUUCAUCAGACCAGAGGACAUUUCUCCAAAAAGUACGAUCUUUGUCCCCAUGUGCAGUUGCAAACAGUAGUCUGGCUUUUUUAUGGUGGCUUUGGAGCAGUGGCUUCUUCCUUGCUGAGCGGCCUUUCAGGUUAUGUCGAUAUAGGCGUUGUUUACUGUGGAUAUAGAUACUUUUGUACCUGUUUCCUCCAGCAUCUUCACAUGGUCCUUUGCUGCUGUUCUGGGAUUGAUUUGCACUUUUUGCACCAAAGUGCGUUAAUCUCUAGGAGACAGAACGCGUCUCCUUCCUGAGAGGUAUGACGGCUGCAUGGUCCCAUGGUGUUAAUACUUGCAUACUAUUGUUUGUACAGAUGAACGUGGUACCUUCAGGCGUCUUGAAAUUGCUCCCAAGGAUGAACCAAACUUGUGGAGGUCUACAAUUUUUUUUCUGAGGUCUUUUUUGAUUUUCCCAUGAUGUCAAAGCAAAGAGGCACUGAGUUUGAAGGUAGGCCUUGAAAUACAUCCACAUGUACACCUCCAAUUGACUCAAAUUAUGUAAAUUAGCCUAUCAGAAGCUUCUAAAGCCAUGACGUAAUUUUCUGGAAUUUUCCUAGCUGUUUAAUUAAAGGCACAGUCAACUUAGUGGAUGUAAACUUCUGACCCACUGGAAUUGUGAUACAGUGAAUUAUAAGUGAAAUAAUCUGUCUGUAAACAAUUGUUGGAUAAAUUACUUGUCAUGCACAAAGUAGAUGUCCUAACCGACUUGCCAAAACUAUAGUUUGUUUACAAGAAAUUUGUGGAGUGGUUAAAAAAAGACUUUUAAUGACUCCAACUUAAGUGUAUGUAAACUUCUGAAUUCAACUGUAUUCUUUGGUUGUGUUAUGUUGAUGUUUGUAGUUGUGGUUUCAAAUAGACUUCCAGAGUAAAGGAGAAAGCAUGACUCGCUGCUGGUGGAGCUGCAUUUAAAUGAUGCCCCCGUCAAGCAUCAGAACUGGGUCUGCCUCAGUGUUGUAAAAAAUUGUGUUUCAAUAUUGUGAGUUUGCCCCCUUCCCCUUCUCCAAAUUCAUUAAAUUGGAGUGUGACACAACACGAGCACUUACCAGGUCGUAAUGCCAAUAUUACAGCACUUACUGUUAGCGAUUUAGCCUAGAUUACGAAACGUAGACACCAUAUAGGCUAGACUAUGACAAACAGUCGUUAAAUAUGCCUUUGUAUUGUAUUGAAGAAUGAACUUGCAUCACCUCGGGUGAAAGCGUCAAAGCACAAACCUACGAGCCUAGUGUAAACCUUGAGCGCGGCAAAGAGACAUAAUGAAAUAUUAGCGCAGAUUUAGUAAAUGAUUUAGCCUGAUGCUAAGCUAAUGCAGGUUGCCAAGCCCUUUUUUAAUACGAUAUGGAUGUUGUACCUUAGUCCUAGAGUGUAUAAAUAUUAUAUAAUUUUCAAACUGUCUGGCAGAGACAACUAUUGCUUAGUCACCCUUUGCCAAAAUUUCAGCCUCUGGCUUUGCCAAGGGGUGCAUACAUCUUUGGUGCUGAACUGAGGCAUAUUGCAAUACUUAGCAGUACAUGAUAAUGUAAGAUAUUGAAUCCCUUCAAUCCAAACCCAGCAUAUCAUCCAAAGUAUGAUCAACCUUAAAUAGGCUGGUUUUGUGUUUUUUAUACCUUCCGUCCUUUGACAAUGGGAGAUUUCAAUUUGUAAUCCCCAGCCUCAGCCCUUUUGGAAUUAAAUUGAAGCAGACGACAAGAAUAUUUGCACUGAUAUGAAGAAAUCAAAAAGGGAAGAGCCUGUUGGUGAGGACAUAUAAUAGUAGUGAUUACUAUGAAUGAAAAAACAAUGAUUAAAUACCUGCUAUAUGCUUGAGGUAGUUUUAGAAGAGGCAAUGUUAACUUUAUUUUUCAUUAGAGUUGAUGGUCAAAUUUGACUGAAUUGAGAAUAAGCACUACGGAAUUAGACUUUAUAAUUAGCCUGUGCCAUGUUAUUGUCCUUCUGUAAACCAUGGGCUUAUGAAGAGACACACUUUAUGUAAAUUCAUGAUGCAUUCAUUUGGUACUGUAAUGGUGAGGACACAAGUUUGUCUACACACUACACUAUUUCCCGGGAAAACAGGGAUUCCCUAUGUCUGUCUUCAAACCCUGUUAAUAGAUUUUCUCCCCAACCAGUAUGUAGUACAGGGGUGACCAACCAUAUACAUACAUGUGGCCAACCUUCUGCUGGCAGGCUUUUGUCCCAGCCCUGUUCUUACACACCUGAUUCUAUUCUACUAAUCAGCUGCUCAUGAUUAGGUAAAUCAGUUGUGUUAGAGCAGAGCUGGAAUGAAAUCCUGCAGCUACCUUGUAGCUCCCUGUGAGGAGGGUUGGCCACCCCUGAUCUAGUAUAUUCUGUUGGUCUGUUAAUUGUGUAAUUACAUGUACAUAGCUAUAGUAGCUCAACUUAUCCUCGUUGAUGACAUUGGAGUAUGAGCUAGCAAUGAUCUCAGAGUUGUAUUAGUCAAUUGACAGAUCAAGUUAAUAUCAGUAAGAGGUGGGUUUUACUUUGAAUGAAAACUACUGAUAAACUGGAGGCCCAGGGGACACACUUGGGUAACCCCUUCCCUAAGUAAGUACAGGUCCUUUAGUGUGCAGUUAAAUGAGUGUUGCAGUAAGUGAAUGAGUGAGUGGGAGAACUUUCACUGUGGAGCCACGGUGCUCAAAAGAAACGGGUUAGAGAAUCAAAGAUAAGGAUCGGGAUCCGGGUAGCGGUGCCUUGACCAUAACUGGCGGUCAAACCACAUCAUGACCGACCACGGUCAAGCUCUGUUGAUGGUGGUAACCCUCUGUAAACUAGCCCGGCUAGCUAUGUAGUGGUUAAGUAGCUUCAUAGCUUUGCUUUGCGGUUUGUUUGAGUCAUGCAAAUAAGAAGAUUGCAAAUUUGUCAUUUUGCUAUUGUUGUUUAAUCAAAUCUAUAAAAACAUUAUUUAUCAUAUGUGCGUUUGUUAAUAUGAGUCAUUAAAGUUUCAUUCAUUGUACAGGUCAUUUGAAGUCCAGUUUUAACAUGAAUGUCUUUGAAUUUCAAAGACACUUCCAGUUUUAAAAAAUCUGUCCAUGCAUGGUUUUAUGUGACAGUAAUUCUAUUAUUCUAAGAUUCAAUUUGAAAAAACUGUUACUCUCCUAGAUUAGAAAUCAUACGUCAAAACAUAAAAUGUAUUGACUAAGGGUUUAAAAAUUAGAUGUGUUAAGUUAUGCUUUAGUUUAACAUUAUAUUCCCCCAGGUUGUGUUUUGCACUUUAUUUAUACCUGAAGAUGAAAUCAUUUAUAAUCGGUGUGCACAUAAAAAACAGAAUCCUGAUUUGAUCAUUAAGAAUUGCACCUUGUUGCACCUCUAAAUGCCCUUGUUUGAAAUUGCUUGAGUUGUUUUUUCUAAAUCAUUGUCUCAGAGUUGUCAUUUACAUCUAUGCUUCCUUUUAAAAAAACAGAGCUAAACAAAAUUAUGCCAACAACAACUAAUGUGAAUAUAUUUUCCUAUGCUGACUGUAAUAAAUGUUGUUAAAAGGUAA